Arachis duranensis is the source of this 644-nucleotide messenger RNA. RefSeq lists its product as uncharacterized. Lineage: Eukaryota; Viridiplantae; Streptophyta; Magnoliopsida; Fabales; Fabaceae. Gene Ontology annotation, molecular function: DNA binding. The record is from RefSeq and is a predicted model, not a curated record. The coding region runs from base 134 to 625 and encodes 163 amino acids. The transcript has 6 exons.
GAAACUUCUAUUGGAAAAGAAGGAUUUGUCUAUCAAGCCUAGUCGUUUUGCAUCCAUAAGUUCCAGUAAUAUAAGACUUAUUUACUUAAGACAAAGCUUGGUGCUAGAGUUAUGUAAACAACUUGAAAGUGCUAUGGAAAAGGUUGUUGGAGCCUUCGUUAGAGUUAAAAUGGAUUCCAGUGAUUGUAAGCAGACAAGGCCUUACCAUCUUGUGAGAGUUAAAGGUGUUGUAUUGGAGGAUGAUGCUUAUAGGAGAAUGCUUUUGGUAGUUUCCUUCAUGUCUGAAGCCAUCCCUAUCUCCGAGCUUUCUGAUAAUGACUUCACAGAGCAAGAAUGUGAGGAUUUGCGGCUAAAAGUGAAAGCCAAAAUGCUGCAGAAACUAACUGUUGUGGAGCUUCAAGAAAGGGCAAACAUUCUUCAUGAGGAUAUAACAAAGCAUUGGAUCGCGACUCGACUAACCUAUUUGCAAAAUCAAAUUGACCGUGCAAACCUGAAGGGAAGACAAAGAGAAAAAUUUGCCUUACUAGAUGAAAGGGAAAAACUUCAACAACCAUGGAAGCAAGAAGAGUUGUUAAAGCGAGUUCCAUCAGUUGUCCCAGAGUUUCCUACAAAGCCACACAAAUGAUCCUGAAGAGAAUAACACA